Purpureocillium lilacinum is the source of this 264-nucleotide messenger RNA. The record is from RefSeq and is a predicted model, not a curated record. Lineage: Eukaryota; Fungi; Ascomycota; Sordariomycetes; Hypocreales; Ophiocordycipitaceae.
AUGCAACAUUCUCGUCAUCAUUUAAUCUGUAGCCCACGCCGGUCUGUAACUUCUGUCAUCCUCACUGGUGUCGCGACACAUAUUCGCAGCGUCCAUUCCUCCACCGCCUGCGUUCGCAUCCUUUUCCGCCGCGAAUUAUUGCUUCAACGUUUACGUGAAGGUGCAACCCAAGAACAACGGGCCGACGUGAUACGUACUACCGCCCGCAGUUUGGCCAUUCUCAACAGACUCCCUUGGCAAUAUGGUACUUCGAAUCAAUUGUAA